AAAGCGUGCUGCUGACUGAUUUUCUCUGUGAAAGUUAUACCAGUCGGUUGCAGUAUUUUGUCGGAUGUUUAGUGAAUUAUUACUUAGAAAUUUGUGAAUUACAGCCGAGUUUUGUCAAUAGUGUCUACAGUUUCUGUAAUUUUCGAUUAUACUCACGUACUAGUCUGUCUUCAUUUUGGUCUUUGAUAAUUCCAAAUAUAGGCAGGAUUUUGACUUUAUUUUGUUUUCGCAUAUUUGUGAUUUAUGAAAAAACUGUUUCUAAUUCAUCACUAUUAUUAGACUAUUCUAUGAAGAUUUUUAGUACGCGCACAAUGGAAAAAACUAUUAGGAUUUAAAACAUUGUCGCUUGUUAUUGUUUGUAUUGGCUUACGUCCUUGAAUAAACAUGAAUGUAUAGUUAGAAUAUAAUAUAAUCUUAUAAAUGUUAUCAGUGAAGCGCUAUAUUUAUAUUUGAUGUACUUUUUUUAUUAAUAAAUGGAGUUUAAAGGAUUAACAAAGCUGGAACCUUGACUAACAUCUAUUUUUCUGUGGGAUACAUUUUGACUGAGAUAAUAUUUGAACUGGAUAAUGCUGUAAGCUUAUCAAAGAACCGAAGAUGGGCAAGCGGAACAGCAAACUUAAACCUGAUGAUAUAGAAGAUCUUAAAAAUUCCACAUACUUCACAGAAGAGGAAAUACACCAGUGGUAUAAAGGUUUCAUAAAGGAUUGUCCUGAUGGAAAACUCACUCUCGAGGGUUUCACGAAGAUAUACAAACAAUUCUUCCCUUUUGGCGACCCCAGUAGAUUUGCUACAUUUGUGUUCAAUGUUUUUGACAAAAACCAUGAUGGUUAUAUUGAAUUCCAUGAAUUUUUACAAGCUCUUUCAGUAACGUCUAGGGGAAAUGUAGAAGAAAAACUUCAAUGGGCAUUCCGGUUAUAUGACUUAGAUAGUGAUGGUUACAUAACAAAAGAUGAACUAAGAGAUAUUGUAGAGUCUAUAUAUAAGAUGGUGGGAAAUGCAGCGAAGCUACCGGAAGACGAAAAUACACCAGAUAAACGUGUCAACAGAAUAUUUGAUGUAAUGGAUAAGAAUCAUGACGACAAGUUAACAUUUGAGGAAUUUCUGGAGGGAUCUAAGAAAGAUCCUACCAUUAUACAAGCUUUAACAAUUUACGACGGUUCACAUGUUACAACGUGAAAAUAAAAAGAAUCCUUUUAACAAUUUUAUCGAAAGAAGAAAAGCUAUUAUCGUGCCAGUGUUAAUAAAACUGCAAAGAGGUGAAAUAAAAUUUGGGAUUUAACCUCCGAUUACACUAUUACUUGGUCCAUUUUAGCUUUACAGCUUUGCAGAAUCGGUGAACAGAGGUGAUAAGAUGAGAGGGAACACCUCUAACAUGUUUUAGGUAUUGCUCAGUAUGAUUAACUUACUUAAAACUGAGUGGAAUGUCUAAAGUGUGUUGUGAACUUGAAUUAGUGUAAUUUCAUUUUUAAAGCACUUCUUUUCCUUCAAAAUAAAUGACACUAGUUUCCUUAAUCUUUCAACUUCAAACAAAUAUUCUUUUUAUCUGAAUGUAUACAAUAUGCACUACUAAAUUUGUCAUAUGAUUUAAUUUUUUGAUUUAUGUUAUGCGCAGUAUUAAUUAGCACCAGUGAUUUUAAUUAUGCCUUUGCUAUUUGUUAACAUUUCUUUGAAUAAUGAUAAUAAUUCAUGUGCGGGGAGGGAGAGGGCGGAGUUAGGCAAACUGUCAAGGCUUAAUGUUUACGUAUAAAGUUGUCUAGUGAUGUAAAUAUAUUACUUGUUCAGAAGAAAUCUUUCCAGCUUUUGAUCUUGGAUACUAUACGAAACUUUGGUGUAAACGUGAUGUCGUAAUGGAUAUUCAGUACAUGUAAUAAAUUUUAGUUUCAUCGUACUAACCAGAGACCUUUACUGGCCUCCAGACAGAACAACAUAUCAAAGGUAUAUAAUUUGACCACCAUCAUGGAAGUUUGAUUUCAUGAUCCAUUUAUAAUAAAAUAGGUAUCUAGUAACUGUUACAAUGACUUCGAAUCUCUUCAUUCUCGGAAAAAGGUUCCUCAAAUGUAUGCAGGUUGAUGUAUUCAUAUGCCGAAUAGGACGGAUUUCUUGGAGUCAUGUAAUAUACUUCUAUAUUCAUUAGUUAUUAUGUAUAUUCAGCCAUGUUACUUUAUAUUUCACGCUUCUAUAUGAAAUUUUGUAGUAAUUGAUAGUUUCUCAAUAAAAGAAAUUCUGUCCAUCUUUACAACUUGCUCACGUUUUUAUAUAUCAAAUAUGUAGUAACCAUUCUUUACAGUCUUUAAAUCAGUAUAAAACUCUUUUUGAUAAGCUUAUGGAAGAUUCUUUAUAUUCGCUGGCGAAUUAUUCAGUUCAAACUCACCUAUAUAACUUAUCAGGCAGAUUGAUGUAUAUUGCCCAUGUUCGCGUCUACGUUUUCAAAUUCUGAAAUUAAUAUUGAAAUAAUUGCAACAUACCGUGAUAGCAAAACGUCAAGUGCUUUAAGUCUCAAAAACUGUGUAUUACUCGCUUAAACAAUUCACUUUAAUGUUUGUUUUGGAUCCAGAAUAACAAAACGGUUAUUUCAUAUAUAUAUAUAUUAAAAUGACUGAUACAGGUUACAUAGUGGACAGAAAUAGUAACCAAGCUUACGUUUUGAUGACAUAAAAUUUCAUGUUUUUUCAGUGAAUUAUCGAAAUAUUAGAGUAAAAUAUAUUUGAUGUUUUCAGUGAUAAAUAUAAGAUAUAUUUUCACUGGUGAGAAAUUAUAACACUGGUGUAUUUAAUUAAAACAUGAAAUAGAAAGAAAAUUUGUUUAUUUUACACGUAAGAUCAAAUAUCUUCUACUCAUGAACACCAUAUCUUUCAUUUUCACCCGUGGCUAUAACACUCGUGAAAAUAUUGCAACUGGUGUUCACUCGUGAAAGAUAUUUUAAUCUUGCACUGAAACAAACAAGUGUUCUCUGUAUAUUUUUUUUAAGUAACAGUAAUUUUGAAAUAUAUGCAAGUAUAGGAUGAAAUAAAAUCAUAUAUGAGAUAUAUUAUGGAUAGACAUUUUUUCGUUAGGAAAGCAAUCGAAAUGGCGUUCAAGUUUACUCCGAUUUAUAUGUUUGAUAUUUGAUUGUAACUUUUUAAUAUGUCAUAUUUUUCAAUAUAUGAUCAUUAUUUUUCAAAUAAUCACUUUUCUUAGGUCGAUUAAUUCUCAUAUCGAAUCAACCCUGAGAUCGAAAAUUGUUUAAACUCGAAGUAUAUUUGUAGAAAGGGUUGCACACUUUUGCAGCAGUUGGUAUUUUCCUAGUGUUGUGAUCUUUAAUUUAAUUCAACGUCACUUUUUAUGACGUGACAACAAUAUAUGUUUUCUUUUACACUAAGCUCUCGAGAUUAUAUGAUAUCUUUAUCAUUUCCCAAAAACAAAUGAGUAGAAUUAUUCUUGUAACUGGACUACAUGUAUUUGUUAUAUUAUGGGAUUGACUUUGGAAGUAAUAAAAUAACAUCUUUUCAAAGCUGUUACACGUGCACAAAUAAAAUAUGUUCGCAUUAUCGAAAUAAAACACAUACAACACAUUU
Mercenaria mercenaria is the source of this 3554-nucleotide messenger RNA. RefSeq names its product neuronal calcium sensor 1-like. NCBI's taxonomy places the organism in Eukaryota, Metazoa, Mollusca, Bivalvia, Venerida, Veneridae. Bases 595 to 1176 code for a protein of 193 amino acids. Gene Ontology annotation, molecular function: calcium sensitive guanylate cyclase activator activity; calcium ion binding. The record is from RefSeq and is a predicted model, not a curated record. The transcript is spliced from 9 exons.